Messenger RNA from Coregonus sp. 'balchen', 9440 nucleotides. NCBI's taxonomy places the organism in Eukaryota, Metazoa, Chordata, Actinopteri, Salmoniformes, Salmonidae. The record is from the annotation of a GenBank genome assembly.
AUGGAGGAUGGAGGCGGGGCCAUGUCAUACCACAUCCUGCUCACCCUCCAACCUGCACCUUAUAGCUCUGUUGCCAUGGUAAUCAAACGGACAGUUUCCUCAUGUCAACUUAGAGUGGGUGGCUUGUGGUUUGAGGUAUCCCAUGGGGCCAUAGGGCAGGGUGCGAUGACGAGAGGCGCCGCAGAAGUGGAAGUCACGGGUAAAGGGGAAGAGGCAGUGAGAUGAGAUAGCUGGGCAAUUAGGUACGUGUACUUUUCUGUUUAUUUGCAUAGAUCUUUUAUUAUCCAUGUUGGGCAGAGUUAUUGGUCUCCAAUUGUGUGGAAUCGCUAGAUGUCCAACUUUUCCAUUGAGAACUGACAGCUUACUGAGUAUGAGACUGAGUGACAUUGGGAAGCAGUGGGAGAGUGUUCAAACGUGUGCUACAGUACUACAAGCAGAACAAAGUCAUCUGAUUAGCUGGAUGCCUCUCUCUCAUUUUCUCUCGCUCUCUCUCUUUCUUUAUUUCUCAUUCUCUUUCUCUCUCCCUCUCUCUAGUACUCUCUCUCUCUCGCCCACUAUUUCUAUCAUUCUCUGUCCCUCUCUUUCUCGCACACAGACAUGAUGAGAGUCACUCUGAUUUCCCUCGCCAUGUGCCUUCCUCGCCUCCUCGCCACUCCUGUCCUCCAUUCCACCACUGCGGUUUCACCGAGCGCCACUGAAAUCACAACAACAUCUCUAGACCUUAGGAUCCGCACUACAACGUCAGACCCCCUGAAGCUUCCACUCUCCACAACUGAAAACCACCCUGGUAGGACUAGUGGCACGUUCAACACACAAGUGAAGAAAAGCGCUAGCUUAGCAGCUGUCAACAACUCAAGCAGAACGACUCAAGGAAGAGGCAUUCUCAGAACAGGAACUGCCACUUACGUCACCACAGCCGGACAGAAGAGCAACAGGCACACAACUGCAGGAGACUUGAGGAGGGAAACAGAAAGCUACAUUCACCAUGAGACUCUACCCUUCAGCGGACACACAGCCUCACCCACAACUGACCACCCCAGCACCACCACUCUCCCCGGGGAGGAAGGGACUGAGUAUCAUGACAGCAGCACCACUGAAACAGCCAGAGAAUUUAACACACCAAAUUCCAUAGAGACAUGGGCUGCUGACACCAGUAAUGACUCCAGGCUAGCGAAGCCACAUUUAGACAGGUCACAAGCAGCAGACCAGCACACUGCUACACAAGGACUAGAGAUGGCAAGUGUAGAUACUGCAUCAGGAGAUUACUACACAACACAGAGAGACUUCUUCACAAACACCCCAACUAAUAGAGUGACAGGUUUGAACAGAGGUAAACAAAGUAAGGCCAACAGCGUCACAACAACAACAACAACGGUUUCACCCACGUACACAUUCACACUUCCUGGUUUGUAUGAGCACAUUACCGUGACUUACAGGGCUACUGGCUACAAAACACAACCUGACGACAGGAGCCAGUCUAUGGACAACCAGGACCACACCACAGCCACAGUUUCAAUCCCCCAUGCUGACAAUAGCACAACUCCAUAUCCCAAUGCAAACACAUUUACAGAUAAUGUCACAGACAACUACACAAUCACACUUUCAUACAGUAAUACCACAACCUCUAAUAAUCGUAACACAACAGUACUUUUGAAUAAGAAAACUCAUGCUCAUUCACUCAGACACAACCACACAAUCUCAGGCUAUGACAACAGGCUGAACAACACAACUGAAAACACUGUGCAUGCUCGUCCUGAGUGCGGAGAGGCAGAUGAAAGGUCCCCAUCGUUGCUUCCUGGCUCUACUAGACUGGUAUGUUUCAUUGUUCUGUGGGCUCUGGGAUUGACUGCUUUGGUCUUCCUUGGUCUCACUGUCUUCCUGUGGGUGCGUUUGUCAGUCCAGAGAGUGAGAGAAAGGAGAGUGAGGAGAGGAGGAGAGAAGGUGUCAGGGGUGGAUCUGGAGAACCUGUGGGUUGACCAGAUGUCAUCGGUGGAGGAGAGGGUGGAAUUCUGGUACGCCAACGGCUCCACCAUGGGACCUGACCAUAAACGGAGCGAGAGAGGGAGGGAGAGAGAGAGGGACAGGGUGAAGGAGAGGGAGAGGAGGGAGCAGCAGAGGCAGAAAGGGAGAGAGUGUGACAACCUGUGGACUCAACCCAAAGUGACACUGGAGGACAUCACAGAUUUCUGGUAUACAAAUGGAAGAGUGAUACCAGAAGAAACUAAAGACCAAACAUUGUUGGAGAUGCAUAUUAUUUAGUUUUUUUGUACUACAGUACUACAAUUUACCUGGAAUUACUUUGGAGAGAAAUAUUCAUCAUUAUUUUAACAAUUCCAUGGUAGAUUUGAACACUGUAAUCCUGACAGAGUUUAAACAUUUACAGUAUAAAUUCAUAAUCUGUAUGUUUUUUGGCUGUAACAAAAGUAUAAGAUCUACAUAAGUCUACUGAAAGACAGAUUAGGCCUGGGUCUGAUCAGAGAGAAAGAAGUGGACAGAGAGAGAGAAAGAGAGAGAGGAAUGGAGAGAGAGAUUAGAACAACAUGUCUAACUGGAAAGAACACUUGAAAAGAGAGUUCCCAUUUUAAGACAAUUCAGACCUUCUUAGAGUCAUAUCAUCAUCGUGUGUCAGACCGCAAUGAGGCGAAAGGUGCCAUUUCUACAAACACACUGACACAAAUACUGUUGACUCCUAAUACUGUACAUGCACUGUUAUUAGGAGCUAGUCAAAUAAAAAGGAUUGGUGAACUGCACUGGGCGUAAACAACUUAGCUUAAUUUAUCUGACUGACCACGUUUACAUGCACAAAGUAUUCCAGGAAUUAGUCAUAUCCUAGUUAAGGUCUUAUUUGAGAUAAACUGUUUAAAGACACCUUUGAUAUCCUGCAUACUAGUAUCCCUGUAUAAACAGAAUAUUCCUACGUUUAUCCAUGAUACUAUGCGAAACUGAGCCUGUACAAACCAUGUAAAACAACAGUAAACGGAAUAAUGCCACAGUAUCCUGUCUAUGAUCAGUAUAUCCCAGGCAUGUUAACUGGGUUUCUCAUAACCGGGACACAAGCUUAUUCGGGUUAUUGUGAACGGGAUAUGAUGUUUAUAUUCGUCAACUAAAAAACGGAAUACUUGAGUAUCCCAAAUAAUAACGGAAUAUUGCUGUGCAUGUGAACAUAGUAAUUUAUCAGGAAUAGACUAUAGGCCUACCUCAUAAUUGAUAGUGGAUCGGGCCAUUUGAUCAAUACUGUAUAACUGUACAGUAGAAAAUCUAUCCUUGUAGAAUUUAACACCUGACCAGCUGAAGUUUGACAUAUAAUGUCCCAAGACGUGAGAACAAAAUGGACUGACAUACAGUGAGGGAAAAAAGUAUUUGAUCCCCUGCUGAUUUUGUACGUUUGCCCACUGACAAAGACAUGAUCAGUCUAUCAUUUUAAUGGUAGGUUUAUUUGAACAGUGAGAGACAGAAUAAAAACAGAAAAAUCCAGAAAAACACAUGUCAAAAAUGUUAUAAAUUGAUUAGCAUUUUAAUGAGGGAAAUAAGUAUUUGACUCCUCUGCAAAACAUGACUUAGUACUUGGUGGCAAAACCCUUGUUGGCAAUCACAGAGGUCAGACGUUUCUUGUAGUUGGCCACCAGGUUUGCACACAUCUCAGGAGGGAUUUUGUUCCACUCCUCUUUGCAGAUCUUCUCCAAGUCAUUAAGGUUUUCGAGGCUGACGUUUGGCAACUCGAACCUUCAGCUCCCUCCGCAGAUUUUCUAUGGGAUUAAGGUCUGGUGACUGGCUAGGCCACUCCAGGACCUUAAUGAACUUCUUCUUGAGCCACUCCUUUGUUGCCUUGGCCGUGUGUUUUGGGUCAUUGUCAUGCUGGAAUAACAUUCCACAACCCAUUUUCAAUGCCCUGGCUGAGGGAAGGAGGUUCUCACCCAAGAUUUGACGGUACAUGGCCCCGUCCAUCGUCCCUUUGAUGUGGUGAAGUUGUCCUGUCCCCUUAGCAGAAAAACACCCCCAAAGCAUGAUGUUUCCACCUCCAUGUUUGACAGUGGGGAUGGUGUUCUUGGGGUCAUAGGCAGCAUUCCUCCUUCUCCAAACACGGCGAGUUCAGUUGAUGCCAAAGAGCUCAAUUUUGGUCUCAUCUGACCAAAACACUUUCACCCAGUUCUCCUCUGAAUCAUUCAGAUGUUCAUUGGCAAACUUCAGACGGCCCUGUAUAUGUGCUUUCUUGAGCAGGGGGACCUUGCGGGCGCUGCAGGAUUUCAGUCCUUCACGGCGUAGUGUGUUACCAAUUGCUUUCUUUGUGACUAUGGUCCCAGCUGCCUUGAGAUCAUUGACAAGAUCCUCCCGUGUAGUUCUGGGCUGAUGCCUCACCGUUCUCAUGAUCAUUGCAACUCCACGAGGUGAGAUCUUGCAUGGAGCCCAAGGCCGAGGGAGAUUGACAGUUAUUUUGUGUUUCUUCCAUUUGUGAAUAAUCGCACCAACUGUUGUCACCUUCUCACCAAGCUGCUUGGCGAUGGUCUUGUAGCCCAUUCCAGCCUUGUGUAGGUCUACAAUCUUGUCCCUGACAUCCUUGGAUAGCUCUUUGGUCUUGGCCAUGGUGGAGAGUUUGGAAUCUGAUUGAUUGAUUGCUUCUGUGGACAGGUGUCUUUUAUAUAGGUAACAAGCUGAGAUUAGGAGCACUCCCUUUAAGAGUGUGCUCCUAAUCUCAGCUCGUUACCUGUAUAAAAGACACCUGGGAGCCAGAAAUCUUUCUGAUUGAGAGGGGGUCAAAUACUUAUUUCCCUCAUUAAAAUGCAAAUCAAUUUAUAACAUUUUUGAAAUGCGUUUUUCUGGAUUUUUUUGUUGUUAUUCUGUCUCUCACUGUUCAAAUAAACCUACCAUUAAAAUUAUAGACUGAUCAUUUCUUUGUCAGUGGGCAAACGUACAAAAUCUGCAGGGGAUCAAAUACUUUUUUCCCUCACUGUAAUAAAAUGGGAUUUUCAUCACACUCUCUCUACUAUGAAUUCUCACGUUUUGACAACCUACGCCCUUUGACUGCCCGCCCCACACACACGCACACACAAACACAAACACACACACAUACACAUGUGCACACACCGUCAAACACAAACACAUCCAAGUAGGCCAGUGUGUAGGCGUGCAAACACACCCUGGCUCAAACAUUUCAACACACGCAGCUUCUUCUCUUUGUAGGGCCAACUUCUCCUUUUUCCUCGAUAAAAUAAGCACAUGACGCAAUAAACAAACUGAAGCUACUCUUUAGUUACUUGGCAUCUCUCCAACCCCACCUAUCUCUCUUUUGCAGUUACCGAAACUGUUUUACAAAUAAUUUGAUGCUCUGAGGGGAAGAGAUAGAGAUAGAGAGAGAAAGGGAGGGGGGAGAGAAAGAAGGGAGUUAACAGGAGGGAGGGAGGGACGGAGGACGAGAGUGAGAGAAAGGUGUUUCGUAUAUGUACUAGUGCACGAGACGUCAUCCACACAGUACAGGAGUUAAAGCCUGUGCCUUUAAGGUGGAUUCAUAAUUUCAACCCAAUCGUUUUCUCCAAGCAACAUGUCGGUAAGUAAGAUUAAAAAAUAUAAUCAAAUGACACACAUUACAUACACCUUAGCCAAAUACAUUUAAACUCAGUUUUUCACAAUUCCUGACAUUUAACCCUAGUAAAAAUUCCCUGUCUUAGGUCAGUUAGGUUCACCACUUUAUUUUAAGAAUGUGAAAUGUCAGAAUAAUAGUAGAGAGAAUGAUUUAUUUCAGCUUUGAUUUCUUUCAUCACAUUCCUAGUGGGUCAGAAGUUUACGUACACUCAAUUCGUAUUUGGUAGCAUUGCCUUUAAAUUGUUUAACUUGGGUCAAACGUUUCGGGUAGCCUUCCACAAUAAAUUGGGUGAAUUUUGGCCCAUUCCUCCUGACAGAGCUGGUGUAACUGAGUCAGGUUUGUAGGCCUCCUUGCUCGCACAUGCUUUUUCAGUUCUGCCCACACAUUUUCUAUAGGAUUGAGGUCAGGGCUUUGUGAUGGCCACUCCAAUACCUUGACUUUGUUGUCCUUAAGCCAUUUUGCUACAACUGUGGAAGUAUGCUUGGGGUCAUUGUCCAUUUGGAAGACCCAUUUGCGACCAAGCUUAAACUUCCUGACUGAUGUCUUGAGAUGUUGCUUCAAUAUAUCCACAUAAUUUUCCUUCCUCAUGAUGCCAUCUAUUUUGUGAAGUGCACCAGUCCCUCCUGCAGCAAAGCACCCCCACAGCAUGAUGCUGCCACCCCCGUGCUUCAUGGUUGGGAUGGUGUUCUUCGGCUUGCAAGCAUCCCCCUUUUUCCUCCAAAUAUAAAGAUGGUCAUUAUUGCCAAACAGUUCUAUUUUUGUUUCAUCAGACCAGAGUACAUUUCUCCAAAAAGUACCAUCUUUGUCCCCAUGUGCAGUUACAAACCGUAGUCUGGCUUUUUUAUGGCGGUUUUGGAGCAGUGGCUUCUUCCUUGCUGAGCGGCCUUUCAGGUUAUGUCGAUAUAGGAUUAGUUUUACUGUGGAUAUAGAUACUUUUGUACCUGUUCCCUCCAGCAUCUUCACAAGGUCCUUUGCUGUUGUUCUGGGAUUGAUUUGCACUUUUCGCACCAAAGUACAUUAAUCUCUAAGAGACAGAACGCGUCUCCUUCCUGAGCGGGAUGACGGCUGCGUUGUCCCAUGGUGUUUAUACUUGCGUACUAUUGUUUGUACAGAUGAACGUGGUACCUUCAGGUGUUUGGAAAUUGCUCCCAAGGAUGAACCAGACUUGUGGAGGUUUACAAAAAACAAUUCUGAGGUCUUGGCUGAUUUUUAUUUAUUUUCCCAUGAUGUCAAGCAAACAGGCACUGACUUUGAAGGUAGGCCUUGAAAUACAUCCACAGGGACACCUCCAAUUGACUCAAAUUAUGUCAAUUAGCCUAUCAGAAGCUUCUAAAGCCAUGACAUAUUUUCUGGAAUCUUCCAAGCUGUUUAAAGGCAGAGUCAACUUAGUGUAUGUAAACUUCUGACCCACUGGAAUUGUGAUACAGUGAAUUCUAAGUGAAAUAAUCUGUGUGUAAACAAUUGUUGGAAAAAUUACUUGUGUCAUGCACAAAGUAGAUGUCCUAACCGACUUGCCAAAACUAUAGUUUGUUAACAAUAAAUUUGUGGAGUGGUUGAAAAACGAGUUUUAAUGACUCCAACCUAAGUGUAUGUAAACUUCCGACUUCAACUGUAUGUCUGAUCUAAACAGACACUGAUCUGGAUAAUAAUAGACAGAUUAUGGCUUUGUGACGGUGACUGUUUGAGGAGGCAAGAAAAAGGAGGGAGAGAUGUUUCGAAAAUACAAUCAGAUGUACUUUCAUAGGCUUGUGUUAAAUGUACUGACAUGCUCUUGUAGUAAGAGGGACCUCCAAAUGUAUCGCUUCAUAAUUAUUUUUAAAUGCAUUUUUAAAUGCUAUUUUCUUUAAAUACGUUUUUUUUAAUCAAUCGGUCUUUGAGUCUUCAUCUUUUAUCAUUUUCUUUUUUAUUAUUAUUUUUAAGACAGGCCAACUUACUUUUAGACCCCCCCCCCCCCCAAUUAUAUUAUAAAUAACAGUCAAAUGGAUGGUGACAUCGUGGACAAGAAUAAACAAGAAGAAGUAGUGUUGGUAACGUCAAUAAUUUUCAGGUGUGUACUAAGCAAGCAUUUUACAUCUACAGCGGUCCAGACAGUGGAUGCUGUGAGGAGUACGUGUGGGAAUGUACGCAUAAAAUAACCUCUCCAUUCCGUCUUCCAUUUCUUCCUUUACCCUAUAAUCUGUCCUUUUCUCUAUAGGUCUCAUGCUUUUUUGGGUUCACCGUUGCUGCAAUCUCUCACGCUGCACUUGAAAUAGACAGCUGAUAUACAGAAAAGUAGAGUGGCGUGCAGGGGAGGAGGAAAGCGGAAGGACGAGAGAGGAAGAGAAGGGUUGUGUCUUUCCGGCCUAUUUGCACCCAAGUACAGCCUAGUGAACCACAAGCCCAGCAACCAGGACAGACAGCAAGAAAACAAAGUCAAACCAUCGAUUAUUAACAAGAGCAUUAACAAGAGCAAGGCCUGAACGAAAGGGAAAUUCCGAGAGCAGUGAAGAUCAAAGCCUGACACUCAAUCGUAGUCAAACCAAUAACCCCGGUGGCUGAUGACGGAUUCUAGAAUGUACAUUUUUCUGCUCUAGUCUUGUAAAACAAACUUCCAAUACCUUUCAAGCCACAACGCUGUCGCUGACUCACCUCAGAGAGAGGAAGACAAACGUAAUCUGAGAGAGAUCAGCAAAACCCUUCAGGGACGGUUGACCUCUGUGACCCCUCUCAGUUCUUUCCCAGUAUGGAGCGGAUACGGCUGAUGCUCGGGGCUCUGCUCCUCUCCCUUUCUCUGCCCAGUCUCCCUGCCCAAGAUAAUGUCACCGUCACCGUACCUGAGAAUGUCACCAUGGCAGCACCUACUACUGAGGACGUCACGAUUGCAGCCUCUACACCUGAGACCACCAUCGAGACAAUGACUUUUCAUUCGGUCGUCGCCACGGCACAGCCCGCCACUGAAGUCAUCACCCCAGUAACUUCUGUUCCAGUACAUACCACUGAUCCCAUCACUAUGGUAAUAACAGACCCUGAGACCACCACCGGUCAGGUGGGACCUCCAACUUCUACUUUAGAGUUUGAGAUGAUGACACCUUCCCAUGUGACCACUGAAGGGCCUGUAGAUACGACCACUCCACCUGGCCCUAAACCCACACUCUCCCAAGACGUCCUGAUGACCGCCUCUUAUCUCCCAACCACUUCCCAGGACCACCUGACUUCUGUUAUCCCAGUCUGGCCACUCCACACCACCCCUCGUCUGACAGAGGACUCCUCUCCUACACCUGAACCUAUCCACACUGCCUCAGAGAGUACUGCCAGCCACACAGAGGGACUUACCACUGCACCUGCCUCCCCAUCGGUCAACGCCGCUCCCGGCCAUGCCACGACCCCCACUACCACCCACACCUCCACCUCCACAGAUCCAGACUCUACAGUGGCCGAGGUCGUGGUGGAGCGAGGUCAGCCCAACUUGUUCUGGGUCAUCAUCGUUGCUCUCCUGGUUGGGGUUAUAUGCACCGGCAUAUUCUACUGCGUAUGUCUGAUCGUCAGACGAAAGAAGCAGAGCCGCACCGUGAACUUUGAGUCCAGCUUCCGGAAUGGGACGAGUUCCAAGCGGAAGAAAGGGGCGGAGGAAGACGCCUGGGCGGGGCCAGUGAAGUUAGGGGGCGGGGACAGGGAGGAGGGUGAGGGCGGGGAGGAGGGAGGGAGCCCAGAGGACAACAAGACAGAGGGGGCUGGAACGGAUGUGGUGCUGAGCACAUUCAUAGCCAAAGAGACUGAGGAAGAGAGGGGUGGGCCUGAUGGGGGAGUAGGAGUGGCUGGGAGCAAGGAGGCGGAGAAAUGGGAGGAGGAGGAGCCUCUGCUGUACAUUGAUGAGGGAGUGUAG